GGGCUUCUGACUUGUGUAUGUUGAUCCUUAUCAAAAUGCAGGUUAAUAAUUAACCUGUUGGUCUAUGAAAACAAAGUCUUUUGGAUACUAAGGUUGUUCAGAUAAGACAGCAGUGCACACUGCUCCAUUUCUACACACAGGCUGACAGAGCGUUUCUUUCUGUACAGAAUGGGCCUUCCUGGAGGAUCGGGACAGUGCCUGGCUGGGCGAUUGCUGGCUCUCCUCUUCCUGAGCUCCCUGGAUUCAGUGCAGGGAGGGAAGCUGCUGGUUGUGCCAAUGGAUGGCAGUCACUGGAUCAGUAUGAAGGUGGUGGUGGAGGAACUGGGACGAAAAGGACACCAAGUGGUGGUUGUUAUUCCAGAGGUCAGCUUGCUGUUGGGGCCUUCAAACCAUUGCACCACCAAGACCUUUGCUGUGCCUUACACUGAAGAGUAUGUGAAGAUGCUACAGCGAAGCCAGAGAGAGACCAUGUUCGAGCAGAAACCUUUUCUUGAAAAAAUAAGCACCUUUAUUACGUGGCUUCAAACUAUAUCCAAUUUCACAAGGUCUACCAGCGAAAGCCUGCUGUACAACACAGAACUGAUGCAGUACCUGAAAGACCAGGAGUUUGAUGCUGUUUUCACAGACCCUGUAAUUCCAACUGGAGUCAUUGUGGCCGAGUAUCUCUCCCUUCCCUCAGUCUACAUGUUACGUGGGAUUCCUUGCGGCAUGGAAUUCACAGCUACCCAGUGUCCAAGUCCGCCAUCCUACGUCCCAAGAUUUUUCACGCGGAAUACAGAUCGGAUGACGUUUGCACAGAGAGGGAUGAACUUCCUCGUCAGUCUGUUGGAGCCUUUAUUUUGUAAGCUUGUUUAUUAUAAUUUUGAUGAUAUUGCAUCUAGAUUUCUUCAGAGGGACAUCACAGUGGUGGAAAUGAUGAGCCGCGCCUCUGUGUGGUUACUGAGAUUGGAUUUCACUCUGGAGUUUCCAAGGCCACUGAUGCCUAAUAUGGUUCUGAUCGGAGGAAUCAACUGCAGGGUGAAGAAUUCUCUACCUGUGGAGCUGGAGGAGUUUGUGAACAGCUCCGGAGAGCACGGCUUUGUGGUCUUCACUCUGGGCUCCUUAAUUUCAGAGAUGCCGCUUAAGAAGAUCGACCAGUUUGCAGAGGCCCUGGGCAAGAUCCCACAGAAGGUUAUAUGGCGCCUCACUGGACCCACACCUGGAAACCUCUCUGCGAACAUCAAGCUCAUGAAGUGGCUGCCACAGAAUGAUCUUCUGGCGCACCCCAAAGCCCGUGUCUUCAUGACGCACGGCGGGACACACGGACUCUACGAAGGAAUCUGCAACGGCGUUCCCAUGGUGAUGCUGCCUCUGUUUGGAGACCAGGCUGAUAACGUGCAGCGCGUGGCAUCCCGUGGAGUGGGCGUGGUCCUCAGCAUCUAUGACAUGACAUCACAGAGCCUGCUGGACGCGCUCAACACCGUCAUCAACGACAAGAGCUACAAAGAGAACAUGAUGAGACUGUCUACAUUGCACAAGGACCGCCCCAUAGAACCCCUGGACCUGGCAGUUCAUUGGACAGAGUUUGUGAUGAGACACAAGGGGGCGGAGCAUCUCAGACCGGCGGCUCAUGACCUCAACUGGAUCCAGUACCACUGCCUGGACGUGAUUGGUCUUUUGGUUGUCAUAGUGAUUGCUGUUACCUUAGUUACGGUUAAAAGUUGCGUGUUUUGCUUUAGGAAAUGUUGCAGAAGAUCCGGGAAGAAGAAGAAGUCUGACUAAGUAAUAAUACAGGACAAGGGGUGAUUAACAUGAGAUAAUCACACCCCCAAAGGUAUUCAGGGUGUAAUGAUCUCAUCUUAGUCACACCCCUGGAGUUGCUGGUUUUAAUCAAUAUUUUAAAUCCAAAGCAUAGUUUUAUGUGAUUUUCUCAAUGUGCAAAUGGGCCUCAAUUGUAUUGCGAAAGUUGUUCUUUUUAAAAAGAAAUUUUGACAAUUAAUUUUCAUCUUUCUAGCGCAACAUCCAAAUCAUAUAGGAUCCAGGAAAUUAAAACUGGAGCAUACAAUAAUUGAGACAACUAAAUACAACUGUGAGCAAAAAAAAAACUAUAAAAACGAGCUGUUUUUAUAGUUUGAAAUGCACAGUCCCUUUAGCAGUUAUAGAGUGAUAAGUUUAGUACUCCUAGCAUUGCAAAGCCAAUCAGUUUGUUACAUUUGAUGAUGAGGAAUUGAUCAAUUUGAACCAAGUCCCGAUGUAGAAAGGUAAAAAAAAAAUAUAUAUAUAUAUAUAUAUAUAUAUAUAUAUAUAUAUAUAUAUAUAUAUAUAUUUGGCUCUGAAGUUUAUAAAUGUCAAAUAGUAUAUGCGCUGGGGUCAGGCUAUUGUUAAAAUCUACAACACAAAAUAAGAGGGGUUUGUCUUUAUAUUUCAGCUAGAAAUCAUUGCGGAAUGUUGUCUUUUAGGAGGUUUGCCAGAAAGGAUACUGUAGUUCCAGUUGCAGUCAGACACUGGGGCACAUACAGUACUCUCAUGCCUGUUACAAACACACUCUUUAAUUCUGCCAUAAUGUAAGAUAUUAGAUUAUCACUCAGGGUUUUGUAUAUGCCACCUGACUUAUUAUGUUAGCAUGUUGGAUUACAUACAGUUUUGUAGUUUUCCAUAUACAGUAGAUGCCACUUAUUAACAACCUCUCUGUUCCCAGCAGAAAGUUGUCAUUAUCCAAAAGUUGCCCAUAAGUGAAAAGCCAGUUUUCAAGUGUAUUUAUAUGGAACAACAAUAUAUAGGCCUAGGAGGUUUGAAAUACAUGUGUUUUAAAUGUUAGUGUUAAAAAAUUUACAUGAGAAACAAAAUACCCAAACAUAGAACUGUUUACUUCAUGCGUGUGAAAGGGAGUAGGCUUAAAUAGUACUACACAACGAUGUACUACAAUUGUCCUUACAAUGAGUAAACAUAAAAAAUGUGUUGUACUUACAAUCAAUUCUAAAGAACACAAUUUUAAAAUAAGAAAUUGUCCAACGUUGUCUGCUUUUUACAAUGUACCACCUCAAUUCCAUCUCAAUUUUGUGUGCAGCUUCAUAGUCAGUUUCAUAGCCACGAUUCUGCCUCAGUCCAAGUAUGUGCAUAAAUCAUGUAAGUGUGCCUGUAGCACUGGCAACUAGUAAUAAAGUUGUCAAUAAGCGGUGUGCAGUUGCUAAUAUCAGAAUUCCAUUAACAUUAAAGGGCACAUAAGGACCUUUUUAUUUUAUUGUUACAUAUUCCCAUGUGUUGCUACAGCUGUUUACGUCAGGUGUGUGUAUUGCUUUAUUUUUACAUUUUGACCACUUUUUUAAAACUUUAAAUUGCAUUCCCUGCCUCAAGAUGGCUUCCCAUGUACUUGCAUGGACCUCUCAGAACUACAUUUCCCAUCAUCCUCCUGCUCACAUAUGUAACUGAGAUGGAUUUACCAGUCUGUGCAGUAUGCUAAAACAGGCAACAAAUUAUUGAGUAACAUCGGGUCCAGUUUUGGUCUGGUUAGUAACUGCUAUCCUGUGAGAUUUCAGUUGAACAAUAUACAAGAUUACAAUGCAGCUGUGUUUGGUUUCAGCGAUAUGAGACUUGGGAAGAGUGCUGACAGUAAGCAAUACCCUUAAAGAAUGUACACUAUACAGUAAUCCUUUAUCAUCAUAGCAUUUAUUAUACAUUUGUCGAGAUCUGUAUUUCUCCUUGGACCAAUAUAUGAUAUUGAUAAUUGAAUGUUAUUUGAAUAGAAUGUAAAGUAGCAAUUUUUUGUUGCAGAAAAGGGGUACAGUUUUUACUGGCCGUGCCUGUAAAAAAAUAUUCUUUCUUAUAUAUUGCUAUUAGAUAACAACUCCAUAGAUUAACUUUCAUUGUGAAGUCCUCAAGGUUCUAGUGAUACCUCCGGUCACACUGUGGUCGUGAGAUGACAUGUUGUGUCAGACAUUGAUAUAACAAGGUGAUCAAUGGCUUAUCAUUUUACAACAUAGCGAUGGAUAAAAAAAAAGUUUUUGUUGCUGUUGUUGAAAACCCCUUAAAAUAGAAAACAACAAUAAUCACAAUCACAUUCUUUCUAUGACAUGUUUUCACCACAUGGGGCACAAGCUCCCCAAUCUUCCUCAGCAUGUGCACUCUCCUACCUGGAACCUGUUUCUCAAGGACUCUGGGGGCGAAAUGUAAUUUACAAUCCUUUACAAGUUUCUCCAUGGAGUCAUUGUCCAUGUUUUGUCAGUUGUCUGUGGAGGUUCACCUCAGGUUUUAUAGUUCACAUAUAGCUGAACUUGAUUUUUACAUGACUGAGGUCAACCCUUACGACCGCCUGUUUAAAAUAAGUGAUUUUACUCUUUCAGCAUCCUCCCUUACAAUUGUGCUGAAAACAAUUCAUUAAUUGAGCCCCAGGUUUAACAUACAGUAGAUUUGAGUUCAAACUCUACAGAUUGCUUUUCAUGUCAUAAACUCAACAUGGUAAUAUUCAAGUGUAUACAUGAGGUGUAUCCUUGUUGUUCUGGAGGCUGUGUGGUCAAGUGGUUAAAGACAAGAGCUUGUAACCAGAAGGUCCCUGGUUCAAAUCCCACCUCAGCCACUGACUCAUGGUGUGACCCUGAGCAAGUCACUUAACCUCCUUGUGCUCCGUCUUUCGGGUGAAAUGUAAUUGUAAGUGACUCUACAGCUGAUGCAUAGUUCACACACCCCUGUCUCUGUAAGUUGCCUUGGAUAAAGGUGUCUGCUAAAUAAACAAAUAAUAACGGGAUUACAGAAAACAA
Molecule: messenger RNA, 4733 nt
Organism: Acipenser ruthenus (sterlet)
Lineage: Eukaryota; Metazoa; Chordata; Actinopteri; Acipenseriformes; Acipenseridae
Product: UDP-glucuronosyltransferase 1-6-like
Exons: 5
Coding region: 169-1761 (530 amino acids)
Molecular function (GO): UDP-glycosyltransferase activity
Source: RefSeq, a predicted model, not a curated record